UGUGAUCUUUUGAGUAGGUAAUCGACUGUGAAAGCUUCGAUUCUGUAUUUAGCGAACGAAUAUGCUUUAGUUCGAUACCCCAGUUUUGUGAAAUUGUGAUCGCUGACUUAACCUUCAUGCUUCGAAAUAAAUGUAAGGUGUUAUAAAGUAUAUAAUAUUAUGAGGUGUGGGUGGCUUUUUAAUACAUUGGGUAUUUUUAUUAGGGUUAAAUUAACGCGUUAAUUUGGAAUUAAAUUUACACAGGAGUUCUGUAUUUAAGUAUUGAUGACGUGGUGUUUGUCGGCUGAAUAAUCAUACAAUUGUGGAAGAUAUUUGUUUUCUAAUUUGCUACGUGUAGUACAAUACCGAAUCCUCGCUACAUCUAACAGAAGAGAUAAUUAGACUUUUUGAAAACGUUCUACAUUUAAGUAUCUGCCAUGAACUCAAAAGCUGUGGUGUUGGUUACAUGAAAGCAACACUACUGAUUAUAUUUUUGGGGGCUGAAGCAUCAUCUUUGAUUAGUUAUGUUACAGUUCGUCGUAUCUUAGGAAUGGCGUAUUGUCGUGAAUAUGUGGACGUGCAAUAUAAUGACCAUACAAGUUCAACCUUUGUUGAAUUGACCAUUGUUAAAAUAAAUGACAAACUAUAAGAGCUAAUUUUAAGUUCAUGAAACGCCCUGAAGAUUUUGGAGCUACUAAUGAUAGUAGUUGAAAAAUACUUCGGUAUGUUUUCUCAUAUUUCAUCAAAUAUUUAUUUGGAAGAAAUGAGGUUUUAUGGGAACAAGAGAAAAAUAGAACAUACUGGCUGGAGGCAACCUGAUCCUGGAGACUGACAUCAGCUAUAUGUUUUCUUUUACUGUGCUUUUCCCGAUUGAUAAAUAUUUGAAACUUUUAAGCUUGGGGAUAACAAAUUUGUAGCUUGACUGGCUGCAUGAUUAAAAAGGUGUUAACCUUUUACUGUUAAAAGAACUGUUAAAAAGUGGUUUGCAAUGUUGGCAGAUUAAAAGAAUUCCUGUUGUACUUAAUUGUAUAUGAAAAUGCCUACCUCGUGCUGUUCAAAAGAUGCCAGGCGAUGCGAGUACAAUCUAGUACUUGCCGAUGUCGAAGAGAAUUCAAGAGCUGAGCUUGAAAAAGAAAGUGGUUCAUCAAAAGGCCAGCGGCAGUCUUCACUUUCACCACAUGUUGACUGCAUUAAUAAAGGAGAAGAAGAUGAAAUGGAGCUGUAUGGAUACAGGAAAGAUGCUAUUAGAGUGGCAGUAACAUGGCUGUUUAUAUUACUAACUGUCGGAGCUCUUCGUUUAGUUUUUCAUUGGUGGCCUCAUUUAAUGCUCCUUGCUACUCACAAGAAAUGCAAGCUGCCAGAAGCAGAAAAAGUGCUUGUAGUCGAAAAGUAUCUGAAAUACAGAUUCUAUUACGUGAAGACUGUACAUACACUUAUUGCCGACUAUAGGACACUGGAGAAAAUGUGGGACAAGCAGUUCCCGGAGAACUGGGAUGACCAUGCUCUUGCUGACGUGGAUAGCACAAGUGACAUUUUCCUUUCUGUACAUCAUUCUGGGGGAACCUUCAAAGAAUACAGAUCCAUACGGAUGUUCAAGUGCAAGAAACUCUGCUAUGUAUGGAAUGAAGAGCAUUGUCAGUUCCUGAGACUGGCUGGUUUGGAUAAGGAAGUGACCACCAGUGCUCUUCACCAGCAGACUGGUCUCUCAUUCAAAGAACACUCUUUAAGGCGUCUGGUGUAUGGCAGCAAUGAGAUAAUAAUUCCAGUGCAAGGAAUCAUCACUUUGCUAUUCCUGGAGAUUCUGAAUCCAUUUUAUGUGUUUCAACUGUUUUCAUUUUGCCUAUGGUUUGCAGACAACUACAUGUAUUAUGCACUGGCCAUCUUGGCAAUGUCUGCUUUUGGUAUAAUCAUGGCAAUCCGACAAACAAGAAAGAAUCAAUUCAAGCUACGUAGCACAGUUUGCUCGUCAGAUGUUGCGGUGGUUAUCCGCAAAGACAAAGCAGAAACUAUACCGACUGCACACCUGGUACCAGGAGACGUUGUUAUUAUUCCAGCCCAUGGGUGCAUAAUGCCAUGCGAUGCAGUGUUGCUGGCAGGGACAUGCAUUGUAAAUGAAAGCAUGCUAACAGGGGAAAGUGUUCCGGUGACUAAAACGCCAGUCCCCAACACCCAAGGCACUCUCUACGACAGCAAGGAACACGCGCGACACACGCUGUUCUGCGGCACCCACAUCAUUCAGACUCGGUACUUCGGCAACGAGACGGUCAGGGCGGUGGUCAUCAGGACAGGCUUCUCCACAGCCAAGGGCAGUCUCGUGAGGUCGAUCAUGUACCCACCGCCGGUGGAUUUUAAGUUUGAGCGUGAUUCGUACAGAUUUGUGGAGCUUCUGGCGGGCAUAGCAAGCAUCGGAUUUGUGUACACGGUCAUAACUAAGUUUAUGCGAGGCAUCAGCUGGUCUGAUAUUGCCCUUGAUUCCCUGGACCUUAUAACCAUUGUGGUCCCGCCAGCGCUGCCUGCAGCCAUGACAGUAGGCAGGUUUUAUGCCCAGAGCCGUCUCGAGAAGAAAGGAGUUUAUUGCAUCAGCCCUCGAGCCAUCAAUGUCUCAGGAUCAGUGGAUUGUGUUUGCUUCGACAAGACAGGAACACUGACUGAGGAUGGUCUUGACAUGUGGGGUCUUAUUCCAGUCGAAGAGAAAAAAUUCCAAGUGCCAGUGAAGUUUAUUGAUCAAAUGGCAUAUGAUCAUUUUAUAUUUGGCAUGGUUUCAUGCCAUUCUAUUACAAUAAUUGAUGGUAAACUUAAUGGGGAUCCACUAGACCUGAAGAUGUUUGAAUCUACGGGUUGGGAGCUUGAAGAACCAGAAGUAAGUGAUGACACCAAAUAUGACAUGUUAUUCCCAACUGUGCUCAGGCCACCUAAAAAUGACAUGAAGUCUCUUUCAUGUGAUGACCUUGAAAAUGUUGCUGACCUGGGAAAGCCACCUUUGGAAGUGGGAAUUGUGCGCCAGUUCCCUUUCUCUUCAAGUCUGCAGAGAAUGAGUGUGAUAGCCCGCAUUCUCGGCAAGAGCAGUUACUACAUUUACUGCAAGGGCUCUCCAGAAAUGAUCAUUUCUCUCUCAGAUCCACAAACAGUCCCCAGUGACUUCACCACAGUGUUGGAAGAGUACACUCAAGAAGGCUACAGAGUUCUGGCACUGGCGUAUCGAGAAUUACCAAAGAUAAGCUAUGCCAAACUGCAACGUAUAACUCGAGAAGAAGUGGAAACAGAUCUCAAGUUUGUUGGUCUGAUUAUUAUGGAGAACAGGUUGAAAAUUGGAACAGCUUCUGUAUUAACUAUGCUGAGAGAUGCUAAUAUUCGUUGCAUCAUGGUUACUGGAGACAAUAUGCUGACAGCAUUGAGCGUGGCGCGAGAUUGUGGCAUUAUCCCAUGCAACCAGCAAGUGAUUGUAGCCUCUUCGUAUUCCACACACAAUGGCCAGAGUGCUCAUCUUCACUUCAUGCAUAUCAACAACAGGACUCAGUCUCCAGACAUGAAUACGGUCAACUCUAGCGUCACAAAAUGCACCAGCUUGGGUAGUCUGGAAAGUAUUGAGUCAGGGUCAGUGAACAUCUCCCACUUUGGUGCUCUCGAUGAGGAUCCAAACCAUCCGGUCUUGGGAAAACCAGUCACUGAUUACAGCUUUGUCAUGACUGGGAAAACUUGGAGCUCGUUGAAGACUUGCAGCUCGGAAGUGACCCAGAGACUGGUCACUAGGUGUGCUGUGUUUGCUCGUAUGAGUCCCGAUCAGAAACAACAGCUUGUGCAAGAAUUGCAACAGCUGGGCUACUAUGUGGCGAUGUGUGGAGAUGGUGCUAAUGACUGUGGGGCCCUGAAAGCAGCUCAUGCAGGGAUAUCACUCUCUGAGGCAGAGUCGUCUGUGGCUUCGCCGUUCACGUCCAAGAAUGCAGACAUAUCAUGUGUGCCGCACGUCAUACGUGAGGGAAGAGCUGCGUUGGUCACGUCCUUCGGCAUUUUUAAAUACAUGGCCGCUUACAGUUUGACACAGUUUGUGACGGUUAUGAUUUUAUACUCCAUUGAAAGUAACCUCACAGACAUUGAAUUUCUGUACAUAGAUCUAUUCUUAAUCACGGUUUUUGCAUUUUUCUUUGGACGUAUUGAAGCAUACGAUGGUCCUCUUGCAAAGAGCCCCCCUAUACUCUCUUUGAUUUCUUUUUCACCAAUUCUAUCCCUGAUGUCUCAGGUAGGAUUUGUGAUUUUUUUCCAGUGCAUUUCAUUUUAUGCAGUGCAUCAAACGGAAUGGUUUGAGCCUUACAAUGCCACUGCAAAAGGUGAGAAUAAUAGUUUAGCGUGUUAUGAAAACUAUGCUUUGUUUUCUGUUUCAAGUUUGCAAUAUAUUAUUCUAGCUCUAGUAUUUUCUAAAGGUGCUCCAUACCGUAAGUCAGUAUUAAACAGUUGGGGUUAUUGUACAUCUUUAAUUGUCCUUACUGUUUGUACACUGUAUUUGAUCAUUGGUCCAACCCAGUGGCUGGCAGACAAACUUGAUUUAAGAUUACCUCCUGUCAUGAGUUUUCGUUUUGUCAUGGUUGGGAUAGGUUUUGCAAAUUUGGUUUUGUCGUGUUUUUUUGAAUAUUUUAUCGUUGACUACGUUGUCUUCCGUAAACUACGUUUCAUGUUCCACGAUGUUAACAAGUCUAGACGAAAGUACCUGGCCAUCGAGCGAGAUCUUGCCAAGGACAUUUCUUGGCCCCCGAUAAGCUCAACUCCUAUUCACGAGCCAGUUAUCAACACAGCUGUCUCUGUUCCUCGCAGUCCUGCAACAGUAGCCAAAAUUAGUUUUCAACAGAGUGGAAUACACAGGUCUGAUGACAUAAAAGAAGUCACUUUAGAUCCUUCAUCUUUAAUGUCGCCAAAACAAAGUGUUAAUAACACUGCAGGCAAUAGCUGUGUGCUUCGACCCAAUGAAAAAACUGAUGGUGGUGUAUCAUUAUCUUCCAUAGUUUCUACACAUUCUUUACAAACUGUUAAUUCUGUUUUGCAACCAACUGAAAGAACCAUGUGUGAAGUUCAUGAAUCAAAAUCUGGCUUAUAGUAUCAGGUUAACACAGCAUUUUUGUGCUUCUGCUCAAAAUGUUUCAUGGUACUCGUUUGUUGUGUAGCUAUAUUUUUUAAUUCCUGACAGGUCUAUUUUGAAGAUUGUUCAUACAGCAUUGAGUUUCUUCCAUUAAGUAAACCAAAUACGAACAUGAAUAAACUUGGCUUUUAAUUUUUAUCACUAUAAUUUUUGAUCAUUAUGUAUUGUACUGUAAAACAGUAAUCUAGCCAGCAUCCAAAGGCCAAGUUCCUUCAAACAGUUGCAGUUAAAUUCUGCAACUUAAUGUAAAUGCAUUAUGUAAGCAUAAUACAUACAUGUGUGAUAAGCAUAGCCUUUUUGUAUGAGCUUCUUUAAAUUGGUGCUUUUAUUUUAUAUUUUUGCAUUGAUUGCACUUUCAGACAUUUUCUGAACUCAAAUGAGGGCUUGUCAUCAUGAGCAAACCAUUGGACGAAAAACACUGAUUUGAUGUGGCUUGAACUCUAAACUUAAAUUGGUCAGUGCAAAACCCUGUAUUCUUCACUAUACAGUAGGAUUACUAUGUUGAUUUACACUUUAUUUUUAUACAGACACGGAUUUUAAUUGUUCGGUAGAUAGGUCCACCUGAUGAAUUUAUUUCCCAUGAAGGCAUAUGAAUGCACUUGCACCAUGAGUGUGGCAGCUUCUUCAAGCUGACUUGGAACCACUUUUGGGAAAAUUAUUUUUCUCUGCCCGGCCAACUUUUUGCAACUCACAAAGUCCAUGAAAUGGCAUCGUUGCGGGAGUAUUAAAUGGCUCCAAACAGCAGAUGGCCUCCAAAGCCUGCUCUGAUUAAUAUUAUAGCUGUAGCAACACCUGUUUGGCUUGUUAGAAUCUCUGGUGAUUAUCGACCACACUGAAUGUGUGGUGACCCUCUGGAACUUUUUCAUUGCCAGUCAGAAGUGACCAAGGAGGAUGGCGAAUUGUGGCAGUUCCAACAUCACAGUGCAUGCCACUCUACCUGCUGGUGACUAGUCAAUAACAUGGUAACGUGCAGUCUCCCAAUGAGGCUACCAGUAAGGCCAUUGAGAAGCUCUUCAAGACGCAGGUAGAGACUCGCACUUUAGUUUCUGAAGAGCUAGACGAAGCUGCCAGGGCUGUGAUGCGGGUGCAUUUGGUUCCUGGGGGAAUAUUGAGUGUAAAUCAAUAUAGUAUACCUCUCUUAUGUAUGUAUGUAUAAUGUAUGUAUGUAUGUAUGUAUGUAUCUAUCUAUGUAUGUAUCACAAAAUAUAUGUACAAUUAGUCAUAUCCUAACCCCACAUCAUAUAAUACUUAAAAAAUGUAGUCAUUAAUUGAAAGAAUGUUAAAGCCUAAGGCUGGUAUUCCAAUGUUAUCAUACUUUAUUUAUAUGAUUUCAGAGGUAGCUUGAGUUACUUAAAAGUAGGCCUGUGCUAUUUCCUGAUUUUUCCAUUCCGGUUUUGGUCCCUUCAAAGGAAAAAAAAAGUCUGACACCGACUUUUGAAAUUGUUUCGGUUCCAAAGAUUUUUGUACAUUGCUGUUACUUUGUGUGAACGGUAAUGUUAACAAAACGUUUAUCCUGCGAGAAACGUAAACAAACACAUUCUUUUAAUGUCGCCAACGUCUCGCAAUGUAAUAACUCGCGAAAAAAUAGAUGUGUAUAGCAAAAAAAUAUUUAUUAUUGCACAAACACCAAUGAAAUCAACAUGGGGUCUUCAUUUUCUCUCAUGAAUUGGUGGUACUGUUUUUAUUGAUUGGAAUGUUACAAUUUCUGACCGUUAAGUAAAAGGCAAACUACAAAUAAACAAAGCAUGUGAGUGAAACCUGUUGUCACCAAAGCAUGUUAAAACUGUUGACUAUUUAAAACAAGUUACAUUAUCUUACCUAUUUCAUGAUUUGAGGUAAGCGUAAAAAUUCCUUUAAAAAAAAUUUGUAGGCUAGUGCAAAGAAUUUACUCACUCAUCUUUUCUAUGUUAUUGAAUUGUUUUCGGUAACCAAAUAAUGACCCAUCAAACUUCAUUCAUAUUUUAUGUUUAGCACUAAGGAAUUAAACUUUUUUCUUUACAAGAACCGAAACAAGAACCGAGAACUGAGGACCAAGGUUUUUAAUCUAAACUUGUACCAGAACCUAACCGACCAAUAUAAACCAGAAUCGCACGGUCCUACUUGGAAGAGUGUUCUUAAAGAUUCAUGUAGUAAAACUUCCACUCUAACGAAUUACUGGGUUAUAUAUAAAUAUUUAGUUGAUUUAAAUGGGUAUUUAUUUAGUCCUCUAAUGAUUUUACCUUGGACAUGUAAUGUUUUGAUUUAAGGGAAAAAAACUGCUUGUUUUUCAGAAAAUUCCUGAAAGUAAAUUUAAAGGGUGGCAGUGAAUGAUAAAUAAAGUGGUUUUUGUUAAGGAACAAAUAUAAAGAAACACUACCCUUCAAAGUUGUAGAUAUGAAGAGUAGCGUACAAGUUUUAAUUUGGCAUACAUCCAGGGGCCACUUCAGUAUCUGAGUCUCCCAUAUGGCUCUGUUACCAACAGACAGAUUCUGCACUUAUGGCCUGAUUUGUUGUUGAAGCCUGUUGAGCCACAAGAUUCAGGACAUCUUCCUCAAACCGUAGUGUUCAAACAGUUCUGGAAUCUGCGGCAACCCUUCGUGGUGUGAGACUUCCAGUUUCACGCAGUUGCUUUUCAAGACAUAUGAAGGUCUUCGCUAUGGAUACACUUCAAUUGUGCAAGUGCCCUUAAUAAACGAACAUUUCUUCUGCUGCAAUGUCUCUCACCAUUGCCCUCACCACAGCACUGUACCGUACUAAAUUGUCAACAUUGCGCUGUGUGCACAUACCACAACAAUCCAUCCACUGUGUUAUAGACCAUAAUGCUGGUUGCUAGUUCUUUUAACUAACUCUAAAUGUUGGACCUGGUUUGUCACAUUCUUCCUGAGAAGCCUCUGAACAUAAUACAACACUGUGCUGCAAUUUUAUGUCCUCUAUGUCAAAGGAUGGUGGUGCCUAGAUGCACACAAAAUUCAAAUUUGUGCACUACUGUUCAUACCUGUAACUUUGUAUGUUUGCAUUUUCUGACAUUUGUCCUUUAACAUAAACCAUUUGUUUUGGCAUUCUCUGCCACACAUUAAAUUUAUGCCUAGUAGUUACCAAGCAUUCUGUGUAUUGGUAUUGAAUUUGUAAAAGGUUUUUUUUAUUAUUAUUUUCAGGUUAAAUCAUAUGUAGGGAUCAGAGUUAGUAGUUAUUGUUAGUAGUUAUUGUACAGACCAUAACAUGACAAACUUUAUUUAAUGCAUCCUACUUUAUAACUAUAAUUAUGAUAGCUAGGAAAUUCAUAAGUAUGAAAAGUUGUUGGCCCAGUGGACUAGCAUUAGCUUUGUUCAUUUAUGAUUUUACAUUGAGUACAACUAAGGCUCUCUCAAGAUUUGAUGGUUUUCGUUUCGACAACAUAGGUAGAGUUGUAUUCAGACUAGAAUGGCAAUACUUGUGUUGGAUUUGAAGGUUGAGUACAGUAGACUGUGGGUAAAGUGCUGUUGGGGAACAUGGCUUACUCCUACGUUACAAAUUAUUUGAGUUUGGUCUGGGUGCUAACCCAUCCAGUCACAAAACAAUUGCUCAAGCUUUAAUGUAAGUGGCAGUGAGGUACAUAUCCUGGAGUGUAGAAGCAGAGGCAACACACGCACAAGUCUAUCUAACUUCACUUACAGCAGCUGAUGAAUAGGUACUACAUAGCUCCGUGUGACACAUCAAAGUGCAAGUUUGUCAAUCUUGGACCAGCCUGCCCAGAUGGAAAGAUAACAUGGGCAUGAUAGUGGUAGAUGUAGGGAGAGGAUGCCCUCCAUUUAGUCACAUCAACUAAAGCAGUGAGGUGAUGAUUUCAGUAGAGAUGGACUGCGAAUCGAAAACUUGAGCCAAGUUGAGCUAGUAGCUUCAGCUCAACUCUGCUCAAAAUUAGAGUUGAUUGAACUCAACCGAGUGAGCCUUACGGUAUAUUUUCUUAAAACUUAAUCCAAAUUUGACAUGUGCAAUGAACAUUUAAUAAUUAACCACUAUAUAGCAAACACUUUACAGUGCAACCGUUUUUUUUUUGCAUAAUCGUCGCACAUUUUAUACUAAAAUUUAGUUUGUUUAAUGCAAGAAAAAAAAAUGUUUGUUUGGUAGUUAUUCAUAAAAACAAAACCCAUUCAUGGAAUGUACGUUUAUUUAAAAAGUGACAUAUAAAAGAGCACGCCAAACAAUUUAAACUAAUAAGUCUUGUAACAAAAACCUUUCUUCAACUUUAAAUAGAAAAACAAAAUCUGCGAUCCGAAUGCGAGCCUGAACGAACGCAUAACUAUCGUAGUACACACCACGAGUGUGUGCGGGUCAUCAAAUGUAGUUAACUUGGCAGUUCACAGAGAGCGUGCAUUGCAUGCAAUCGGCGAGAUAUCGAUAUUCGACUGUGUGCGCGCUCUAUACGAGAAGCAACAUAACCAAACAUGAAUGAUGCCAACUAGUGCUGGCUACAUUUUUAUAAGCGGUGCACCGCUGCGACGCAAUCGAACAGAUAAAGGUUUGUAACGUUUAAAAAUGUCUUUAAAAGAAAAUUUACACAUCAGAACACUUUGUAUUUCCGAUAAUUAAAUAAGUAAGUGGUAAUUUCUGAAUAAAUAUUAGUUUCUACUUUAAAAUACAUUGUUUUAUACAGAAAAAAUACCCACACAAAGCGUUGGAAUCUAAUAGAGGGACCAAAAACAUGCGACGAUUACGCGAGAGGUGUUUUUAUCCAAAUUUUGACGCCCUAAAAUAUAGGUGCGACGAUUAUGCGAUAAAAGAGGGUAUAUGUAAACAAACAGAAAAUUAGAUAAAAGAGGGUAUAUGUAAACAAACAGAAAAUUACAUAAAAGAGGGUAUAUGUAAACAAACAGAAAAUUAUCUCUGUAUUAGUUUUCUUUUCUUCUGCCAUACUUAGAUAUUUUCAAAUGUCACAUCAAUCAUUUCUUUCAAUAAAAAUAGGCAUCAAACUAUGUGUAAAAGAUGUAUUAACUUUUGUUGUGAACACAAAUAAAGCAGUCCACCAUUUUUACUAGAUAAUCAAAGAUUUGAAGAUACAUGGUGCAACACUUUUAUGUUCAUGCCAAAAUGUGAUACUAUCAAUUGCUGCUGUAGUAGGAAGAAAAGCUAUAAUUUCAAACAUUUUUUUCUUAUCGUAGUUUGUUUUCUGUGGUACAAAUCUAUGACAUGCAUCAGGCCAUUCCAAAAUGGCGUCUUUCACAGUGUUCUGAAACGUAAAUAAAGGAAUAAACAUUUUACGUUUUUUGGGCAGUGUAAUUAAGUAAAAUUAACUGUAAUUAAAGAAAACUGUGCUGAUGUAAACACACUGUGAAGUGUUUGCAAAAUAAUGGCACGUGAUUUUAUGCUCAUUGCACACAUCAAAUAUGUAUCAAGUUAUAAGAAAUAGAUUGUUGAUUCUCAUCCUUUCGAGUGCAAUGAACUCUACUUUUGAGUCAAGUCAAGCUUUAGCUAUUCGCUCAACUCUGCUCGGGUUUUUGAGUCUCAUCCUAUCUCUACUUACUUUAAAAAUAAAUGACUACACAGUUUUCUACUCAUGAACUGCAAAUAUUACUAUCAAUUUUGCAGUCAUAAUCACUUAAACUCAACCAACUUAUCUUUUAUGUAUAUUCUUCUUUUAACAGAUCUCCAACUGUCAACUAACUUAAGUGUUAUGUCACUAAGGUGCUUUUGUAUGUUCUUUCUUUGUAGAGUCAAUUUUCAGUGAGCACUUUUUAAGGUUUCUUUGACGUAACAAACCAAAUACAAAGGGAGCAGAUUGGAAUAAAUGAUGCUCAACAUCUGUUAUUCCCAGCACAAGGAGAGGGCAGGCAUGUGCUCAUAAGUGUUGCUGCAAAUACUAAAAACUUUACACUAUUCUUAUUUUGUCUGGCAGAGGACGUGAGUUACCCACGGUAAACCUGACUAUGAAUUACCCAACCACAUUAUAAUGGGUUCUAUUCUACUUUAAAAAUUACAAAUGUUUUAUCAGGUAAACUUCUGUACUCAUGUACUCGGAAAAUUGAAAAAUAAUUCAAUUUUAUCGUAAAUAUAUUCAUUACAUCACACUGCUCACACAGCAGCACUUAGUUGGAGAGUACAGUCAUGUUUGUAAUAGCUUGGUCGUGACUAUCCAAUGUUCUAUGUUAGACUAUCUAUUGCCGCACUUUAUUUUUUCAAUGAAUGAGUAGAAAACAAAAAUAAAACUCAAAAGUCCAACUGCUUGGUGGUUGUGAGUUAUGUUUCGUAGCUGGGGUAGCAUUAUCUUCACUGCUACUGUUCUUCCAUAUAACUGCACUACAGCUAUGUUUGAACUGCCUGUGAAACUGAGAGAUAGCUUCGUGUUUUUUGAUGGUUUUUGGCAUAGGGUAUUUGCGCGAGUUUGUGUAAGUGGUUCGGAAUUUGAAGCCAGUGCAAGAGGUAAACAGCAUGAUGCAACUAAAGAAAUUGCAGGAGGCAAGGAAUGACUUAAAUUAUCUUAAUUUUGUUUGUAUUGCACUUGUUAUGUGUUCACAUUACCUUCUGUUCUUCAAAGUAAGAAUUGUCUGGCUGUGUACAGGCUCCAGCUCAUGUAAUGGGACAGGGGUCAGUAAUUUGAUCCCUACCUGACAUCUCAUGGGAGCACCAAGUCAUUAACCAAAAUGUUUUGAGCUUCAUUAUAACCUUGUAGGCCUCAAUUAAAUCUUUAUGUGCAUUGUUGUGAUUUGUAAAACCAACUUUUACCUUACUUCAAAGAGCGGUGAUGUUGUCGAUCUUGAAAGAAAGGUUACAGGGUCAUAUAUUAUAGAUUUUAAUCUUUUGUAUAUAAUCUAAACAUUACUAGCCAUUUUGUAUGAAUUUUGAUUAUGUUAAGAAAAUUUUAGACUACUUUUAGGGACAUAUUUUUAUAUAUAUAUUUUUUUGGAAGAUCAGCCUUAAGAAGUUACUUGUGUAUGUGUGUGUUUAUUGUGCACUAACUAGUGUGUUCAAAUGUGAUACAGCUCAUUGGAGAGCCUAAAAGUGUUUUUGUAGCUUUUGUAAGGUAAAGUUUUACAGCAGUUUUAUCUAGAUUUUGUCUGUAAACAAUAAUCAAUUUCCUACAAAGUUAAAAACAAAUUAUUGGUUAUAUUUAUGUUUCAGUUGGAAUUUAGAAUUACUGCGAAAAAUGUGGUUUAGUUAAAGGAAGUCAGUGAGUGUUCUGCAGACCAUUCCUUAAAAACCAAUGUUAUGCAGUAGUUAGGACUAAGUUGUUGUUCAUUUAUCUGUAAAAUAUUGUCAGGAAAAGUUGCCACAGUUUUGAACUGUUUCAUUAGCUUGCAGAUCACAGUGUUAUUUUAAGGGAGCUAUCAAAAAGUUUCUAAAUUGGUUUUGCAAAUGUUUGUAUGAGUACUGUUGUGAAUAGUUUUGUUGCUGUGCUGCUGAAUUUUUGUGCAGUAUGCCAAAUUCUAAAAUAAGGUGUGAAUAGUUUACUUAAACCAGUGGCCAGAGUUUGUACGUUCAUAAAGUAAUUUGCCAAGUGAUAUAUAGUGUUGAAUAUGAUAUUCACCACUCAGCAGAUUAAACUGAGUCCAUUCACCAAGUUUAAUGCUAAGCCAAUGUUCGUGAUUUUGAAGCAAUGAUGAUUAAGUGUGUUGAGUUUCCACGCAUGUCUAGAGCAUUAGACAAUGGUUCUUCAUUUCAUUUGUUUCACAAGGAAAUGAUUAGGAUUUGCUUCAAACAAAACUGAAGUAUAAAACUAGAUAGAUCUGAUUACAAUUGAUUUCUUUACAUCUAGAAGCCAAAAUAACUACACAAAUUAUAACUGGAGCGAAAAUCUUGGCAGUGAAUUAUUCAUUCCGUUUAGGUUAUGUUUUUGAAGCAUUAUUCAGGGUGGCUAGCAACAGGGGGGGUUCAUGGAAUCUCCUAAAGUUAUAGCAGAGAUUUAUUUUGAUUUGAACCGGUUCCACGUAGACUUCUUUUCUUCCCCCAUUCCAACCCAUAUCGCAGAGUUAAGAUAAGUUUUCUCACUUUUCUCCCAUUUCUUUUUUGGUCAUAAGUAUAUCAGCACUUUACCAUACUUAUUGACUUCAGUGCUAUUGACUAUAGUGUGAAAAAAUAAUCGAUAGUGGCCUGUUGCAAUGUGGUUUGCCUAUCGAAUCUCUAUUUUGAAUUUGAAUGUCAAUGGUUGAGGAAAAAUAAUUUCCAAGCCUGUAAAAGUCAGGGAAUAUUUUAUCACAGGUUUGCUGACUACCCAGUUAUUGUCAAUGCUUGAACACUCAAUAUUUUGCACUAGUAAUCAGUAGUUGACAUUCUCAACAGAUAACAUGUGGCAUGUUUGAAUUCAACCAUUGCAGGAUCACACAAAUUAUAGCAGAAACAUUGUAAAUUAAGUAAAAGUAGUGGAAAUUACCAGCAUAGUUACAUUUUGAAAUUAUUAUUUUAUAUACCUAUAGUUUUAACUUUUUUUUUUUAAUAUUGUACGUUUAGCAGAAGUUAGUUUCUUUCUGGCAUCACUGAUCUUCGUAGAGAAAAACUGUGAGCGACUGCAGCUUUGCCGCAGAGUUGAAACACUGUGCAAAUGUGUAACAGAAGUGUGCACAGAAUAUCACAAAUUGCCAAAACAUCCAAACUCAGCCUGUGUGUGCUAUAUAAUGUAUGAUCUACUCUGAGUGACAUUAGGAUCUUAAAAUAUUCAUUCAGAAAAUCUCUUGAUCACAAUAUAUGAUUUGUAAGAUUUUCCUGAGAAAAUUUUCUUGCUGUUUUGGGUAGCAGGUAGUAAGUACCUUCCUUUGAUGUCAGUGAUGCAGCUUGCCUACACUAAGACAAUUUAAGAACUCUGUGUUUUAUUAUGCUCUCGAGUACUUAAAUUACUAGAAAGGUGCAUUUGCAAAUUUCAUUUUGUUUUGCACAAUGACAUUUUAAGUAAUAUUAAUCAUUUAAUUAAAUGUAAUUGUGGGCGUAAAAAAUUUUUUAGCAUUUGAUGUCAAUAAGUCGUGAUGCUCAUUGCUAAGCUGGGCGAUCCGGAUAACACCACAACGUACCUCAGGCCAUCAUGGAAGGGAGUUUCUGCGUUCAUCAGCACGGAGGUGGAGGAAUCUUUGGCUCAGCAGCCAGGAGCUUUAUUAUUUAUUAUAAACCUAAACAUGUGAUAUAAAGUACCAUUAAUACCAGUCAUUCAUUUGCCUCUCCAUAACCUUUAGUGUGGUUUUGUUCAGUCUGGUAGCUGCUUUGAAAUUAGAUUUAACAAGUGGAUUUCAAAAUUUUGUAGCUGUAUGUGAAAGCUGCUUCUGGUAUGAAUAAUUGGAGAGCAAAAGUUUUUUUUUUUUUUUUUUUUUAAGUUUAUUGCAUCCAUUGCAUUUUUUGUGCAAGUUUGCACACCCGUGUUUUUGUUGCAGCAACCAGGCUUGUAAUGCCCAUAAAAUCAGAGCAUCCUUACAUUUAUCAGGUUGUCCACAUUCUGGAAAAUCAGGGAGUUCUGGAGAAUUCAUAUAAAUUCCUUUGUGGUGGUAAUUUGAGGGGGAAAUUUCAUGUUCUAGUCUGACAUCACCCAGGCUGUGAAAUAUUUGGUUUUCAGAUGGUAUUUUCUGCAUAGUUGUAUACACUAUAGUGCAUAGUCGUUUACAAUAUAAAAUGGCGUAUGCAAGGUUCGGUUUGACUUUUUAUUUUUGUUAUAUAAUUUUAGGCCAUCUAUGGUAAUUGUGCAGGCUGUAUUUUUGUUUUUUCUUUCAGGAAAUCAUAAAAAAAAUAUAUAAUUUUUUUAAAAAGUCAGGGAAAUUUUACUGCAGAUUUGUAUAGACACCAUCUUUAUUAUAUGUCUCAGGGUUUAGUAUGUAUUAGAAAUUAUUUCGCUGCUUUUUUUCUCCUUUAGACUCAAAUUCAUGAGUGUUUAAAAGUAACUGUUUGCUUGUUGAUGUGAGACCCUAACACGGACUAAAUAAAAUUGUCUUGUAGUGGGUUUAUUUAGCAAGCUGUAAAAUUGUUUUUUAAAAAAUGGCUUAACUAUUCAGUGACAUGGUUGAUUUUAGUAAGCGUAUAAAUAUUUUAAAAAUAUUUUAUUAGAUUUACCCCUUUUUAAGUUCUAUGUCAAAAUACAGCAAAACCCCUUACUUGCACUUUUCAUGGGGACAAAGUAAAAAAGUGUAAAAAGCGGGAAAGUGUAAAUAAAGGGAAAAGUAAGAAAUACGUUAAAGUUAAUUAAAAUACAGUCACAUCAUGCAGCGUUCAUAACAAAUGCGGGCUACAUUACACAUACGCAUUGCACCACAGUAAAAAAAUUAAAAAAAAAGGGCCGCAAAUUGGAAAUUUACCGUCAAUAGCGCGCCAUGCGCGGAGAAAGGUCAUCGUACUCAAUCAGCUGUUAUGGCGCGGUGUAGCCGCCGGCUGGCUCUCUCUGUUGUCUGAGCUGCGCAUGCGCAGUAUAACUCACUCAACGCUCCGCCCAGACUCGUGACGUUCCAUCAGCAGCCAGCCAAUAGAUGCGAGCUUAGCGGAAAAAAAUAUAAGCUCCACCUCCCGUGUACCAGUUUUGUCCAGUUCUAAUACCAGUUUAUUGGUAUACGCACCAGUUUUCUCGCUGCCGUGACGUGUUCAAGUUUACGUUCAUCUUGAUGUCUUUAUACCAAUAAUUAAUUAUUUACGAUCCCCAGAUAUAAAUGGUUAGUUUAAAAAAUAUGCAUCAACUGUACAAUACUUCCAAAAUUAUAAAAUACGUUUAAAACAGUUACAAAGACUCCGCUCAUUUUAUCUAGUGAAGUUUAUGUCUCGUACCAGUAUUUCGGCUAAGUUGUGACAUAAAUAUAGUAACAACGUUUAUACAUUCGUGAGUUUACGUUUUUCCCGAGUACAUUUUAGAUUGUCUCCUGCUAUAAUUGCCUAGGCUUAAAUUAUUAUAUGUUUAGAAAUAAAAGCAACUUUUCAUGUUAUAAAAUAUGUUUAUUUUGCGAUUUAAAAUGUUCACUGCCGACUAUAAAGGCCCUGGCAGAAUGAAGAGUGCUGAUGGCAAUGCUGAUGGCUGCUAGCUGCUGAUUGGUGGCAGAAUCAGCCAAUGAAACGGGCAAAUGCGAUGCUGAUGGCAGAUCCCAAAUUCACUAGGCACAUCACGGCCAAUGGCUGAUGGACAGAUCGCCGCAUCAGCGGUAGAAUCGGCAGUCAUGUUGUAAUUUCGUCCUUCAGUUGUUUGUUUGCAAACUUUGACGCUCGUGUUAUCUGCUGUGAUGAAAAAAAUCACGUGGACCUUUGUCAACAAUUCGAAAUUUUUGUUGCUGUUUUAAUUCACUUUAAUAUAGAAUAAAAUAACUGUCUAAUUCCUUUUACUUACAAGUUUUUCUUAUAAUACUUUGUUUCAUGUCAGUUUUACAUGUGUACUUUAGUUUGAAUUAAUGUAACAGGAGGGAAUUCUCAUAAGAGUAGGUCUUUCAAAUUGAUAAUAAUAUUUGCGGAAUUAUAUUUAAUAAAAGGUUGCGCAAAAUAAAAUCAUUAUCGUAAAAAUAUUAAUAGCCUUUGUUUUUGCACAAUGGAUUUUAAAAAUAUUGAUGAUGAUGAGGAAUCAGAACCAAAACAUAAACACAGUUUACUGCGCAUGCGCGAACGCACAGUUUUCAAAAUACAUUACAAUUGGUUGCUGGUGGUUGUCACGUGAUGGCUGGUGUGCUGACCAGCCAUGAAAAGAUGAAGUUGGCCGAACUUGGCCAGCCAUUAGCCAUCAGCCACAUUCGAAUGCUGGUGGUGACGUAGUAGUGAAACAAAUGGCCAAUCAGAGUUCACCAGCCAUCAGCAUUGCCAUCAGCACUGUUCAUUCUGCCAGGGCCUUAAAAGUUACGUUUUUCACAAUGUUUUUAGGCCUACUAUCGUUGUUACGUGACGUAAAUAGUGGGAUGGAUUAGAUUUUUUAGACGUAAUUCGCGUGAAAGUAUUAUAUUGGAUUAAAUGGGAACCAAACGGGACCUGAAGAAUAUAGUGCAAAUAACGGGAAAACGUAAAUAACGGUAACGUAAAUAAGGGGUUUCACUGUAUCAAUAAAAAAACAAGGUGUCAUUACCAUUUAAGGAACUUUACUCUCUAGAAUAAUUAUCCAUGAUGAUGCAGUUAUGUAAUGUAGAAAACUUUACUAAUAUUUAACAACUCAUAAUUACAUUCUGUCCAUGCACGAGAAUUAAUUUUUAAAUCAAUUUAAAAAAUUGGCAUGAAUAUGAUUCACUAAUAAUAUAAUUCAUUUUUUUAGUAUGAAAAAACUGGAAUCAGUUUGUUCCUACAUUGUUUAUUUAACAUAAUCCUUUAAGAAAUAGAGUGGUACAAAUGCUAUGCUGUAUCUGUAUCAUCCCAUUUCUGCACCUCUCACCUUAACCAAAGUUAAACUUUUUCAAACUGUUAACAGCCGUUUAGGGUCUUGUUCAACAGAACAUUGGUUAUGGCAUGAGCAUGUAUGUCUUGAGUUGCGGUUAUGUUGGCAGAAGUGCGCUUAUAUUAGCUGCAAUGUAGAGUGGGAGAAGAAACAUUGGUUAGUUGGAGAGAUGGAAGUAAAGAGGGUGCUGAAGACAAGUCAACAGUCUAGACGAAAUUAUGUCAUUGUGUAAAGGCGCACAAUGAGCAAGGUAACGUAACGGUAAAAUGUCGAACUUGCAGUCGGGGCGACACAGGUUCGAAUUCCGCUCCAUCCACCGAGAUAUUGGUCAUCCGUGCUUCCUGACUUAAGGUCAUGGCUGAUUCCUGCCUCUGUUUCCCUGACUUGUGUGGCGGAUGCCAGUCUCGAAUGACUAUGCCGACGAGACUGGAAGCUUGUAAGUACAAACAUUUCGUCGUAACUUGCUUGGAGUGUAAGUCUUUACAAAAUUUUACUGCGAUUAUCAUCAAUCAGUGCCACAAACACCACCAUUUAAAAUGUUGUGUGCAUCCCUCAGAUAGUUUUUGUGGGCAUGAGUAAACAUUCAUUCGUUGAGAGAUACAAAAAUUAAUACACAAAGAAUCUAAGAACUGCACUUGUGAGUGCUUGAAUGUAACUAAGUAAUGUUACAUACUAUGUAACAUUCGUUUAAGAAAUAAUCAAAACUGUACAAUGUAGGAACUUUUUGAUAGCUCUGCAGGUUCAUGAGUGCAGUAUUACGAGCAUACUAAUGAAAUACAAUUUGCAGAUUUAAUCAUAAAUUUUUUAUUUUGAAGUCUUUUAUUUUUUGAUAGUGUAGAAAAAAAAGUACAAUGUUAAAUGUGUUGUAGAUUUAAUAGGAGAAAUGUGAAAUAUAGUAGUGUCGGUGUUUGUGCAGAAAAGCAUAAUGAUGUAAAAAUAUGUUUUAGUAAUACCAUUUUUUAUCGCAUAAUCGUUUCACAUUUUAUACUAAAAUCAAGUUUGAAAAGUAGGGGUGCAAUUUUUAUGCAAAAAAAGCAUUUUUGGAAGGUAAAGUUAGUCAUAAAAAACAAAACCGUUUCAUUUAUUUAAGAAGUAGAGUAUACAAAGCAUGCCAAACAAUUUAAAUUAAUAAGUCAGCAACAAAAACGUUUUGUUCAACUUAAAAAAGAAAAAUGAAAACAAUGACCCAAACAUGAGGCAGAACUAACACAAACUAUCGUCGUAGUACACACCACGAAAGAAUGUGGGCUAUCAAAUAUAGUUAACUCAGCAUUAGACAUAGCACAUGUGUUGCAUGCAAUUGGCGAGGUAUCAAUAUCGAUAUUCGACUACAUGUGCGCUCUUUAUACAGGAAUCAACAUAACCAAACAUGAAUGAUGCCAACAAGCUCUGGCUACAGUUAUAUAAGCAGUACACAGCUGCGACGAAGACAAACAGAUAAAGGUUAUAACGUUUGAAAACAUCUUUAAAAGAAAAUUUACACAUCAGACAACGUAAGCAGUAAUAUCCGAAUGAAUAUUAUUUCAAUUUGAAAAUACGUCAUUUUAUCCGGGAAAACUACCUACACAAAGUGCUCGGAAUCUAACAGCGGGACCAUAAACAUCAUGCGACGAUUAUGCGAGAAUUUUUUACUCCAAAUUUUGAUGCCCAAAAUAACACGAUUAUGCACGUGCGACAAUUAUGUGAUAAAACACGGUAUAUUGUAUUAGCUAAUAUGCUUUAGAAGCAGUAUCAGUUCUUUCCCAUAUUUUUUCUAAUUCUGUAACAUAAUUUUUAGAGAAACUUUUCUGUUUUGUUCUUUAUGAUUGUGAGAGAUUUCAGAUUAUUAAUAACAUGUUGUGGUUCUUUGUUGUAUAAUCCAUUAGCAUUUCAUGUAGUGGUUGUGUAGUAGGCCUAUCCCUCACAAGGCUUGUCUGUUUUCAGAGGCACAUUGUUUGUGCAUUUUUGUAGUAUGCCUAUUUUCAAGAAAAGUCAUGUUUAAAGACAUUGUAAAAAGUUUUUUUUAUAUAAAGGUAAAGGUAUUUAUUUUGAAAAGUUAUUUACGAGUUGAUUUCAGUUCAGUAAUUUACUAUAUUUUUUUGUAGAGCCAAACUCGCAGUGUACAUGAAUAAAUGAAGAGCUUAUGUUCGUAAAUUUUGAAGAUUGGAUUUUACUCUUGAUGUAUUUAAAAAAUAUAUAUAUUUUUUGUAUAGUAAACUGUGAAGGAAACAUCUUAUUUAAUAUGAUACAAAUAAAUUUGUUUGUUGAUUAACUAUAUCAUGUUACUUAAGUUGCAAAUAAUUUUUGGUUGUUCACUAAGAGUUUGGGAAUUUCUUAUCAUCCUUUCACAUAGUUAUAUUCAAACACAAAUCUGUGUGAAAUAUGUUAGUGGCCAGAUGCACCCAUGCAUUGAAUAAUGGAAGAAAAUGCUGGUUUUGUACAUACAAAGCUGAGAAAUAAACAUGCUAGCAUGGGAAAGACAGUUGGUAUGCUUAAACUGCGUGUAUAUGAUGCAUUUAGAUUUGUUAGGCAACUGUAGUCAUACAUUUGACAUCUCCAAGAGUACUAAACAUACCAUUCACAGGCAGAGAUACUGAUUAAGUGCAGCACCUAUACAAUGUUGGAAUAACCUUUUUCAUUCCUAAGAAAUCUCACCAAAAAUUGGAAGUAAUUGCAGCAGUGAUUAAAUGUAUGGGUUAUAUAGUUAUGACCAUGGAAACAGUACUUCCUUCACUGGCCUAGAAGACAGGUCUGUCGAUUCAGCAAACAUUUUCGUAAGACGUGACCAUCACUGCAAUUAUUCCAACAUUAAAUGCUUUAUUAAACCAAUUUGUAGCAGAUAAAUUAACUUACCUGAUUAUCAGCAAUUUGUUAUUAUUUUCGGUAUCGCUUUCUUUCAUUAGCAAUGAUAAUUGCAAGUCUAUUUUACUGGUUAAUACUCAUCAAGACUAAUAAUUUAUCAGGUGCAUUAUCCGAAAGCACUCUCCUUCAUAAAAUGUCUGUCAUUACUUUUUGCUUAGCUAUUUGAAAAAGUAUUCAUAUUGACUAAGUUGUAGGUAUUUAUUCAUAACUUUCUACAAAAUAUGCUUCAAUACAUUUGGUCUUGAAAUUUUUGUAUUGGCCCAUGUAGUUAAGCCUAGGGCUCAGAAAAGUUUUUACUUACGUUUUACUAAAAAGGAUUAAGACAAACAAUAUUUUUUGUUGCAUCCCUUUACAAAAAUUUCAGAUUGCUCGUGGUCAUACUGCGGUAUUAUGAUCCAAAAAAUAUAUUACACCUUCCUCUCAAAGUAUUGCUGUUCAAUUUGUGGAGUUUUGAAGUAAUGACGCCACUUAAUAACAGCAUGAUUUGAAGUAGCACAGUCAUAGAUUCAAACUAGCAGUAGCGAUUCACUUCCUUCACAGCAUAAUCUCUGAGGACUGCCGAGUGUUCAGCCAAUGUUUAUAUUACACCAUUUCGUAUAUCAGCAGAAGCUCUGGAGGAAAAAAGCCAGAAUCUUUGAGGGCUAUUUUAUCUUGUGCCUACUAGGAUGCACUAGUGAUAAAUCAUGGAAGACACACAUUAAGUAAACAACAGUGUCUGGAAUAACUUUAACAGGUUAAAUAGUUAUUUGACGUGACAACGUCUAAUAAAUCGAUGAACGCCGGCUGCACGCACGAAAAAGUGUCCCGUAACACACAUUGUCCCGUUACGCUCAUUGUGCGCCGCAUCUAUCUCUCUUCCGCUCGAUUGGAACAACCAUCGAUUUGACUUUUUUAAGUCACAUUAAACUUGAAACACUUCCAUUCGUUUCCUACUUUUCCUAUCAUCAUCCUAUCCUUAACAAAAUAACACAGAUUGGAAGACGUUAAAUAGCAAACACGUAUAAAAGUUAUAGUUAAAAUAAUCUCUUCGUUAAAGUAAUAAACAUAUUUGAAUUAAUGAGUGCAAAUAAAAGUAAAUUUAUCAAUUAAAUUGUAGAUUUAAUUUCACUCCUUCUUUGUAUCCAUACAAAAUAGUGAUAAUUCAAUAAAAAUGAUUCAAUUUAAUUCAUAAAAGUAUGCAAUCAAUUCAUGAAUGUUUUUUUUAUGACGUCACGUUAAACUAUCGUCCGUAAACCGACUUUACAGACAACCAAUUUUUUAGAAUUGUAAUAUAUCUCCUAUAUAAAUAACAUUAGUAUUUUGUAACUCAGAAAUGUUGUUAGAGCCUCUUAAUAAUGUUAUGCCCAAGCCCUAUUAUGUAAACAAUAUGGUCCAUGAACUUUUUAAAUUUAUUUUAGGUUUUUUAUCUCAAAAUAGUACUGAAUAUUUAUGUAAAUGUACUUCAAAUGUAUUUAGACAUAUAUUAGUACUGUAAAUUGAUUUUAAUGGGAGUAGUGUCUUUAUUAACAUACUUAUGAAAAAAAAAAGUAUUUUAUUUGUGCUGUUUUGAUCAGCUUUCUCUUUUCCUGGAACAAAUUAAGGUGUUACUUCGAAGGGCGGGUGUCCGUAAUUGACUUGUUCCAAUUAACAGUAAACUAAAUAAGCCUAUAAAAGGAUUUUACGUUUUAAUAAAGUUUUAUAAUGCUUCCAGUAUUACUCAAUAUUACUUUAAAAUACCUUAUUAUUUGUCAAGUGCAUGGCAAUAUACAACAAUAUUGAAUGGUCUGGACCCCUCACACGGCAUUCUCGUGCUACAAAAUAUUGACGGGUCCGCAAAACUUUUCUAAAAUUUCAGAAAACUUUUGAACACUUCACAAAAUAUUGAACACCCCUUUUUUUGCGCAAUAUAUUUCCUCACACACUCAAUAUUUUUGUACAAACACGACACCUUCAAAAUAUUGAGUAAAAUUUUUGCCAGUGUGAGGGCCCCUUUAGUCUUGGUUUAUUCUAUUCUUUUGUGCUAAAAUUUUACAGACUGCAAAAUUCAUUGUAGUACAAAAGUAAAAAAAUUCAUAUAGUUAGUUCUAUAUUGAUAUUAGUUUAAUAGUAAUUCUGGUUAUAACAUUUUUGCAAAAUAUAAUAGCAUAAUAAUUGCACUUCAAGUAAACUUAUGAAAGUGUGUUUCCAAUAAAAUUGGCAAAAUUGUGACAGUGAAGUGACAGAAUUUUUCAUUAUGUUACGUUACCAGAAAUUAAUGCAAAUGCAUAGUUGUUGGUCUUUUUGAUGUUUAUUUUAAGGCAAAAUGUAACAAUCAUGCUACCUUUAAUUAUAAAUGAUGUUCAAAGCAUGUUGAUACAUGUUAACUUAUGACAGAGUAACUACUGCUUGUACGUAAACAGCUUUUUCUUCCAGCAUGCAGUUUGUAAUGACAUGAUGGGUUAAGUCAUCCACUAGACAUAUAUACACUAUGUCGAACCUAGUGACACAACGAAUACAAAUUGAAGGUUGUAAAAGAACAAGUACAUAUGUACUUUGUUACUUUCAUUGUAUGUGAAAUUGCUUAAAAAUCUAUACAGUCCUUGGUGGUUGAAGAAAGGUGCUAUAGUUAUACAGGUUGUGUGUUCAUAUUUGUAAACAUUGUAUGUACAAUUUUAUGAGAUUAAAGUUUUGAUGAAUAAAGAAAGCCUAUGUAAACUGA
Molecule: messenger RNA, 22878 nt
Organism: Bacillus rossius redtenbacheri
Lineage: Eukaryota; Metazoa; Arthropoda; Insecta; Phasmatodea; Bacillidae
Gene: anne
Product: polyamine-transporting ATPase 13A3
Exons: 16
Coding region: 1010-5065 (1351 amino acids)
Biological process (GO): intracellular calcium ion homeostasis; polyamine transmembrane transport
Cellular component (GO): membrane
Molecular function (GO): ATPase-coupled monoatomic cation transmembrane transporter activity; ATP binding; polyamine transmembrane transporter activity
Source: RefSeq, a predicted model, not a curated record